AUGGGGUCCCGGUCGGACAUGAAGCCCAUCCAGCUCUGGGGACGGAAGGGGCCCAACCCGCCCAAGGUCACCAUGAUUCUCGAAGAACUAGGGUUGCCCUACGAGCACGUCCCCAUUGAGUUCAAGGACGUCAAACAACCAGAAUACCUCGCCAUCAACCCCAACGGCCGGCUGCCAGCCAUCCACGACCCCAAUUCGGGCUUGACGCUGUGGGAGUCGGGCGCUAUCAUCGAGUACCUCACGGAGCGCUACGACACGGACCGUAAACUGAGCUUCGAGCCGGGAACCACCGACGCUUACCACACAAAGCAGUGGUUAUACUUUCAGACCACCGGUCAAGGUCCGUACUUUGGACAGGCGACAUGGUUCAAGAUGUACCACCACGAAAAGGUGCCGAGCGCGUUUGAGCGGUACGUCGGCGAAGUCAAGCGAGUAUCGGGGGUUUUGCAGAGCUACCUGGAAUCGCAAAAGGCAAAGGCAGACGGCGGCGAUGGACCAUGGCUGGUGGGCGGCAAACUGACGUUCGCCGAUAUUUCGUUUAUCCCUUGGUAUUGCUGGAUGGGGUGGUUUUUGGAGGACAGCGAGUAUGAUGUUGGGGAGUACCCGGCAGUGAAGGACUGGUUGGAUAAGAUGCGUGCAAGGCCCUCGGUAGCUAAGGUCCUGGCCGACAUCAAACCUGUCAACGCGAGGGGUUAG
Messenger RNA from Dichotomopilus funicola, 696 nucleotides. RefSeq names its product glutathione S-transferase. Bases 1 to 696 code for a protein of 231 amino acids. Lineage: Eukaryota; Fungi; Ascomycota; Sordariomycetes; Sordariales; Chaetomiaceae. The record is from RefSeq and is a predicted model, not a curated record. The transcript has a single exon.